Tetranychus urticae (two-spotted spider mite) is the source of this 1422-nucleotide messenger RNA. RefSeq lists its product as uncharacterized. The record is from RefSeq and is a predicted model, not a curated record. Lineage: Eukaryota; Metazoa; Arthropoda; Arachnida; Trombidiformes; Tetranychidae. Gene Ontology annotation, molecular function: structural constituent of chitin-based larval cuticle. Gene Ontology annotation, cellular component: chitin-based extracellular matrix.
UCACAAAAACACCAACAUUAAGAAAUGAUCAGAAAAGAAGAGCAAAUUGAUUUAACAGAAUUUUAUAAUAAAGGCAACAAUUAGACGUUAGACUGGGUGUAACAUGAGUCAGGUUAAGGAUGAUGAUGAGAAAAAGAUUGAAGAAAUUGAAAAUGAAAGUUAAUUGUUUUGUAGGUCGACACAUCCAUUACGGAAAUCCUUUUCAGGAAAUUCUGACCCCGAACAAAUUAAUAAGAUACCUUUGGGUAGGUAUAUCUCAUCAUUAUUGACACAAUGAAAAACUUUGAACAAUCAAAGUUAACGCUUUAACAAAAUUUAGUUCAAAAUAAACACUCACACGAAUUUUUGAUAUCUUUAUAUAAGAAUUAAAAUGAUUCCAUUAAUUGUCAGACUGUUUCUUUACUCGGUAGUGAUUAGACAGUUAAAUUAAACUUACAACUUGUUAGUUGAAUCUUUUCUUUUCGUGUUAAAUCUUUAGUGUAAAACCAAUUGUUCACUCUCGUUGAAACCAUGGGAUUACCUAUGUUCACCUGCUUAGCUCUAUUUGGCUGUGUUACAGUUAUUUCUGGUCGAUUCAUUUUCCCAUUGACUCCAGUGGAAACUUCAACCGGACUUGCAGCUGAUUUUUAUGUUCGUGCUAAACCAUUGGAAUCAUCUGCAUCUAAAGAUGAUCUUGAAUCAUCCCAUGCUUCACCAGUUGGAACUCGAGUCUCUGGAAAAUCUUAUGAAAGAAUCCAGGAAGCUACUUAUCAGCCUGCUGAGCCUUACAACUUUGGUUAUGAUGUACGAGAUGAUUAUGGUAACCGUCAAUAUCGUAAAGAAGAGUCAAAUGCUGCUGGAACCGUUCGAGGUUCAUAUGGUUACACCGAUGCCAAUGGACUUUUCCGUAUUGUUGAAUACAUUGCUGACGUAAAUGGAUUCCGUGCUAAUAUUAAAACAAAUGAACCUGGAACUGGUGCUCAACAAGCUGCUGAUAUCGUUUUAGCCCAUGAAAACCCACCAAGAGGUGUUGUUGAAGCAGCAUCAGCUCCAAAGCCUGUAACUGAAGAGCCACCCAAGGAAAUAAUCAACAAACAAAGUGAAUCAACUGUACGAACCUAUGAAAGGUUUAACCGACCCUCAGUUGAAUCUUCUUACCUAUACAGAACAGCCUUACCUUUACCCUCAACUCCAUCUUCAUCUUCAGUCUCUUCAUCAACAUCUUCAUCAUCAUCCUCAUCAUCUUCCGAUGAAAUUGAAAAGGAACGCCAACAAUAAUCAUUAUUACAGCUAUCAUAAUUUACGACUCAAUUGUAGCCUGAACAUUGAUGAUUUAAUGUUAACUCUGGCAAAUGUUAAAAUAUCAUUAGUUUUAUCAUAAUAAUUAAAUUGAUUGUUAGUUGGUUAAGCUAAAGCUAAACUGAUUACACUUUACCAUUAGAA